Fonsecaea erecta is the source of this 972-nucleotide messenger RNA. RefSeq lists its product as hypothetical. The transcript is spliced from 5 exons. The record is from RefSeq and is a predicted model, not a curated record. Gene Ontology annotation, biological process: mycotoxin biosynthetic process. NCBI's taxonomy places the organism in Eukaryota, Fungi, Ascomycota, Eurotiomycetes, Chaetothyriales, Herpotrichiellaceae. Bases 1 to 972 code for a protein of 323 amino acids.
AUGGACAUAGGAACAUUGGAAGAUUUCGAGGCUGCUCCAACUUGGAGAUUACUGAGGAAAUUAGAGGGCUCAGAGCAAGCAUCCGCGCCAUGGUCACCAAAGAAGGAGCCACGGAUAGCUCAAGCCAUGCUCUUUUCCCUCGCCCUUGUUUUAGGCUUACUGGCCGCCUUCGCCGCUGGAUAUCAUUCAAAACGUAUCGAGAAUGAUUGUGUCAGGCUUCAAUCAUAUUGGUCGCCAGGUCUCGACGCCGUGCGCGACUUCAAGACUGUCCGGUUCAACGGCUCACUUGGGCUCCCUUCGCCUUGGACGGCGGAACCUUCUGACGAGGUAGAUGCACUGUGGGACCAUUUUGUCUAUCGAGCACCUAUGAGUAUUUCUGACGAAGAAUUCGGACGUCUGAAUGUUGAGUCAAAGGCCCUGGUGCGUUUCCCGCCUGAGUUGGGAGGCGGAAUCUGGGCAGACCUGGAGAUGGACCAUCAGUUGCACUGUCUGGAUCUUCUUCGGAAGCAUACACACCUACACUACUACGAGUCCAAGGAUGUCUCUUUUGUCAAUCAAUCAAACAUAAUCCGCGUGCACCUCGGUAAGUCCUUGUUCUUCGCUCUGCUUUCAAGAGAAUAUGAUGGCACACGCCUCGUCAACUCCGAAGCAGAAGCAGAGAUCGUUAACCACCACACCUGGAUAGACCACUGCAUCAACAUACUCCGGCAAAAUAUCCUCUGCCACGCCGACACAACCCUGUUGACUUACAACUGGAUUAAAGGCUACGACUCGCCGUACCCCAAUUUCAACAACUGGCACGUUUGCAGGGAUUGGAAGGCCAUCGACCGCUGGGCUGACUCGGUUGCGCUCCCAAAGGACAAGAUGAUGGAGUGGGGCAUGAAGAAAUGGGACAUGAAUGCAGAAGAGUUGGACCCGCCUCAGAGCAUGCUCGAACAGAGACGGCGAAAUCGCGUUGAUGAAUGUCCGUAG